AUGGACCAAAGUAAUCUUUCGUCAAAUUGGAAGAAACUGCAGGCCACCUUCGAAGCUUCCAAACCCGAUGCUCCUCCUCCCAAACCUUCCUUGCAAAAUGGCUUGAAACGAAAACGAGAUCAGUUUAGAGACACCCUGCCACAGCUGUCUGCGCAGCUCCCCAAUCCGAGGAAUAAGCAACGAGUACAAAAGGCUAUGGCUCAGAAAGGUGUUCCGUCUACAAAACUCGGGUCAAUUCAAGAUUUAGAAAAUCAUGACGAUGGAGUGCGUCCACGAUUUCCAGACCGAGCAUCUUCAGAGAAUGUGAACGGAGGACUCUCUCCGUCCGUCGAAGUCGGCAGAUAUGUGGCCAUAGACUGCGAAAUGGUAGGCGUAGGUCCCAACCCAGACAGAGAGUCCGCACUCGCUCGUGUCAGCAUUGUCAACUACAAUGGCGAACAAGUGUACGAUUCCUAUGUCGUCCCUCUUGAGACUGUUACGGAUUGGAGAACGCCUAUCAGCGGCAUUGCACCCAAACACAUGAAGUAUGCUCGAUCAAUGAAAGAAGUGCAAGCAGAUGUUGCCAAAAUUAUCAAGGACAGAGUGCUCAUUGGUCAUGCGAUCCGACACGACCUCGAAGCUUUGAUGCUCGGUCAUCCAAAGCGAGAUAUCCGCGAUACAUCUCGUCACCCACCCUACCGAAAGCUUACAGGAGGCAAUCCACCGCGUCUGAAGAUCCUUGCGUCAGAGUUACUCGGCUUUGAGAUCCAAGAGGGUGAACAUUCAAGCAUAGAAGAUGCUCGGGCCUGCAUGCUGCUCUUCCGGAGGGACAAGGCUGCCUUUGAGCGGGAGCAUUCCAAGAAGUGGCCGAUACGGACUACCACAGAUUCACAGCGAGGCUCAGGUGAUCAACAAAAGCCCCAGAAAUCGGAGAAGAAAAAGAAGAGGGGGAAAUGA
Messenger RNA from Rhinocladiella mackenziei CBS 650.93, 936 nucleotides. RefSeq lists its product as uncharacterized. The coding region runs from base 1 to 936 and encodes 311 amino acids. The transcript is spliced from 2 exons. Gene Ontology annotation, biological process: ribosomal large subunit assembly; rRNA processing. Gene Ontology annotation, cellular component: nucleus. Gene Ontology annotation, molecular function: 3'-5' exonuclease activity; nucleic acid binding. The record is from RefSeq and is a predicted model, not a curated record. Lineage: Eukaryota; Fungi; Ascomycota; Eurotiomycetes; Chaetothyriales; Herpotrichiellaceae.